GAUUAUGAGAGGGCGCUGUUUGUAUUGUGAUGAUGCUACAGUAGUUUCUGCUAAGAGAUUCCACGGUGUUAUUUCCUACUCCCACCACUGCUAUUGCUACAUCUUGCUUGUCACUCCCAUCAUCUGAGUCUCUCUCAGAUAAAUAUUCUGUUACCAGUGUUGCCUACCAUCAUUGCAGCCUCAGCAACGCAUAUAUGCAUAUGUAGCAUAGGAGAGAGCGUGCGUGAGCGCUGGCGCGUCACUGAUGGACAACUCUACCUGACUUUGGCUUUAUUAUACAAGAGAAAACGGAAAGGAAGCACCGAGUAUAUAUCUAUCUAUCGACCUAUCGAUAUAUAUAUAUCUAAGGAAAAGGAAUUACACGCAAAAAGGUGGGGGAAGAAGAAAAAAAAACAAGCAACAACUUAAAAAAAAAAACGAAGAAUAAAAAUCUACUCUACUCACAUGUGGAUAUGUAUCUAUAUAAUACGGAUCAACCCUGUUUCAAAUCUACGUUUUGGAUGUUUGCUCUAACUAGAUCGAAAUCAAUGUCGAAGAAAACUUCUAAAACGUCGCCUUCUUCAUCACCGCUGUCCUCCGCGGCUGUGGUGAAGGAGGCAACUGACAGUUGGAAAAGCCGUAGUAAUCGUAACAAUAACAAUCGACACCAUCAGUUACAAUAUUCAGCCAGUCACUUGGGCUGUAGUACAAGUAUAAGCAGUGGUGCUAGUGGUCCCAAGGUAACUAAGAAAUCGGCUCACUCAACUAUUGGUGGCAAUCCUACAUCUAUGACGUCCUCAAAGACUAUGAUUGAUGGCAGCGGUGUGGCAGUUAAUGAAGCUAAUCUUGGUUUUCUUGGACGGCUGAAGAGAAAGUUUAGGAUCCAUACCAACAAAGGUAGUUACAGUCUUUGCCAGGAAAAUUUGUCAAACAAUAGCCAUUAUAUGGCACGUAGUGAGAGCGAAAUAUAUGACAAUAAUCAUCACGCAGGACUUACUUGGAAAGAAACUAAAUUACGUUCAGAAAGCUUACCCCGCACACGACAAAACCCGUUUUCGACUGUGAAAAAGACACCGCAUCGGCAGAAUUCUUCUUUCUGGGGAAGACAUUUCCCAGAUAACCAAAAUAUUGUAGACCCAUCAUGGCUCACUGAAGAAUCCGACGAGGGGCAGUGUCGCCCAUUGUUGAAUGAAUCAGGUGAAGUAAGGAAUGAUUUUUUGAGCUUGGAUGAGUCUGCAAUUGACUUGGAUAAUGAACCUGCAACUAACGAUGUCUUGAAUGAUGAACCAGGUUAUGAAAGCUUGGAAGAAAUCAAAUUAAAAAUGCAGUUAAAUCAAUUAAAACAUUCUUCUGUUUCUACUGUUCUUGAAUGCCCUGAAACCCCUGAUACAAAUGACUUAUGCUGCAAUGGGGUUUCAUUACAAGUUAAGUCCUCCUUGUUAUCUUCAGCAUUACCAAAGAAUGGCCAGCUCAAAAAUGCAGACCAUAUUAAUAAAAACUGUCAGAAUGGAACAGAUAACAUGUGUGAAUGUACCAAAAAUUUGGAGCUACAUCCUGCGGAAUGUAAUAAUGAUAACAAACUUGUGUACUACUGUGAUGAAAGGAUGUCACCUCCUCCUGCCUCGUUAGCAGCAACGACACUACAGUCUUUAAAUUGUUGCCGUGGUAGGCAGACAGCAGAGAGUGGUGCAUCAAAAAUAUGUCUGAAUUUACCAACUUUGCAAUUCUCGUGCCCUUCAAGAAAUCCUUCAGUUGAUGAUACAAGUCCGGAUUCAUCUGAUCUGUUUUCUGAUGAACUCUAUGCAAAUCCCCAAAUCCUUAUCCGCAAAAAGUCCCGAUCAAAACAAUCAUUUCAAGAAUCUGAUCGAACAAGUAAAGGUUCUACAUAUGAAGGAAUUGCAACAGGUGCAAGUGAUUCAAAUGGCAAUUCAAAAGAGAACAACGAACAAGACAUGUCUCCAAAAGAAACACAAACUGACUUGGCACCACCAUUGCCUGCUCGAAACUAUCGCCCUGAUGAGAAAGGAGACCCCGAGAAAUGUGAAUCCUUUAGCACUUGGUGUAAUGACUAUGCUAAAGGAACCUCAAUGGUGGAAAAUACAUCAUCCGGGACACCUUUCUUCAACAACCUGUGUUUACCUGAAACUUCUCUCCCACUGCCUCCCUCAGAUGUUCCUCCCCCACUCCCACCAGAUAACCGAAAGUCAGUGUUUGCUGGUAGUAGUAGUUCAAGUGAUAAAGUGAGUGCUAAUGUGAUAAAUCCAAUGACUAAACUUCGGCUGAAUGAACAGCCUUCACUGGCAGCAUCUUCUUUAGAGCAGUUGUUGCAAGAAUCUUCAGUUGCUCCAUCUUUUAAACGACGAGUUCUUGAUGAACCAAUUCAUGCUUCCUUAGAGGAGGUUUUCCCCAGAAUGCGGACACAACAUAAUCCUUGUCGAUCAAAAUUAACUGCUUCCUGGAAUGGGGAGCGUUUAAAUGCCAACACCAGUAAUCAUUGGGAUUUUUUCAUGAAGGACAGUCUCCCUAAGUCUUUGUCUUCAUCAAAAGUGUUAGAUGAACCUAUCCAUGCAUCAUUAGAUGAAGUAUUUCCUCAAAGAAGGCAGAGGCAAAAUACUAAAUGGAAUAGAAAUAGUCUUUCAUCAUUGAACUGCAAUGGCAGACGUUUCCCUAGUGCUGAGAAUAACUGGGAGGUUGUCGUUCAAGAAGGCAGCCCUAAUUUAUUUGGAUGUACCCAGAUGUUUCCUAGUGUUAAUGGCCUGAUCAAUCCGGAGAUACCACCACCAUUGCCUGCUAAACGGAAAACUAACCAAAGUUGUUUAGGAUCCUGCAAAUCUGGUUCCUUAUCACAUGAUGUUAUGAAAAACCUUGACCAGCUUAGAAAUUGUGGCUGGUAUUGGGGCCCCUUGACAUAUGAAGCAGCUAAGGCCCUGUUGGACACCAAACCAGACGGCUCUUUCCUCUUGCGUGAUAGUUCUGAUGACUGUUAUAUUCUAAGUUUAUCUUUUAAAUCCAAUGGGAAAGUAUACCACACAAGGAUGGAGCAUCACAAAGGUCUUUUCAGUUUUUCUUCCCAACCGGAAUCUCAUCAGAGGUGUAUGAUCAAGGACUUCAUGGAGCAGGCUAUGCAGAAUUCAGAGGAUGGGAAAUUUUUAUAUUUUUUACAGGCACCAGGCCCUGGAAUGCCACCAGUUCCCAUUCGUUUGCUAUAUCCUGUAUCUCGCUUCUCCUCCAUUUCCUCACUCAUGCAUCUGUGCCGCUUCUCCAUACUGGGCUUUGUACGUCGUGACCUUAUCGAUAAUUUACCGAUUCCCGAGAGCCUGAAGCUUUACUUAAAAGAAAGCCAGUAUUUUGUGGAAACUUUACAGUAAGUGGAAAGCACUUGAAACAACACAUAACAUAAACACAUGUACUUACUUGUACACAGAACAAAGGAAAUGGAAUGCAACUCAUAUUGCUGCUCACAAAGGAUCAACUGAGUUAAAUUUCAUUGCCUGACUCAACUCCCUCUCCAUACUCCCAUUUUUCCACACACACCCACACCCCCUUUCUCUUUAUAUAUAUAUGUAUAUAUAUAUAUAUAUAUAUAUGUGUGUAUGUAUAUAUAAAAAUAAAUAUAUAUAUACAUACAUGACUAGAAAUACCUUCGGUUAAUUAAUUGCUACACAGCUUAGCAUUAGACUAUUGUCCCUUUUGUGCGUGUGUGAGGUGAGUUUUUUUUUUGUUUUGCUUGUUUUUCUCAGUUAUUACUGAUUCUUGAAGACACAAAAUAAAUCAUUUUUAAAAAAAAUUAACCAGAGGUUGAAAAUUAAUAAUACUAAUGAUUGAUUUCUUUCAAUUUUUUCCUUUGUUCUUUUCUUCAUUUUCUUUUUUCUUUUUACACAUUAAACCUAAUGUCAUUGUUUGUAAAAAAAAAAAAAAAAAAAAAAAAAGGAAUGGUUUAGGUGAAUGAAUAUCAAUUUCAGUAUAUUACUGGUAUAUAAUGUUUUAUAUUUUUCUUCUCCCUCCUCUUCCUGUACUUCUCAUGGUGGAAGAUGGGGGACUGAAUUCAGAAAAGAUUAAGUUUAAGAACUUAAAGGGCAUAAAGAAUCUUGGCUGGUUUGCCACUUACUGUAUUAACAUGGCGAGGUGAGCUGCAGCAAAUGUUAAAGCAUCAAA
Messenger RNA from Octopus sinensis (East Asian common octopus), 4134 nucleotides. RefSeq lists its product as uncharacterized. The coding region runs from base 453 to 3347 and encodes 964 amino acids. The record is from RefSeq and is a predicted model, not a curated record. Gene Ontology annotation, biological process: phosphatidylinositol phosphate biosynthetic process; intracellular signal transduction. NCBI's taxonomy places the organism in Eukaryota, Metazoa, Mollusca, Cephalopoda, Octopoda, Octopodidae. Gene Ontology annotation, cellular component: phosphatidylinositol 3-kinase complex. Gene Ontology annotation, molecular function: 1-phosphatidylinositol-3-kinase regulator activity. The transcript has 5 exons.